AUGGAAGACUUCCUGAAGAGCCCAGACACGCUGGUCCUGAAAUCUAGACUACCCGACGAACUCUCGCAAUACUUCUCGCACUUCGUCAUCGAUCGGAAGAGGGGGCAGCUGAUUGUGGGGGCCAGGAAUCAGCUGAUAAGGGCAGACCUCCACGACAUGAGACCCAUCGAGUCAGUCACGUGGUCACCUGACGCGGGGAAUUACACCAUCUGUGUGGCUAAGGGCAAACCGGAAGCCGAAUGUCAAAAUUUCAUUAAGUUGCUUCUGAUGGACGGCGAUGAUGACGUCAUCUCGUGCGGCACCCACGCCUACCACCCCAUCUGUACCCGGCGGAAGGCGGGGAUCUCCCUGCAAUCGAACCUGGUCACUGCACGACAGCAGGCCAGUUCAAAUGCCCACAUGUGGCCCGCGAAGGCAGCCCCUCAUAUACAGAAUCAAAAAAAUACCAAGAUUAAAGAGUUGAAAUCAGAAUGGCCCCUUGGUUAA
Helobdella robusta is the source of this 486-nucleotide messenger RNA. RefSeq lists its product as hypothetical. NCBI's taxonomy places the organism in Eukaryota, Metazoa, Annelida, Clitellata, Rhynchobdellida, Glossiphoniidae. Gene Ontology annotation, molecular function: semaphorin receptor binding; chemorepellent activity. Bases 1 to 486 code for a protein of 161 amino acids. The transcript has 6 exons. The record is from RefSeq and is a predicted model, not a curated record. Gene Ontology annotation, biological process: negative regulation of axon extension involved in axon guidance; neural crest cell migration; axon extension.